UCGUAUGUUGGAAGACGCCGAUUGUGAAGUGGUCACUGAAUUUAUGGUCGAAUAUUUUGUUGGCGGAGAUCCAUGGACAACCCAUUUGCAGAUAACACCGGAUGAAGGAAGACUCAUGUUUGCACCCUACGUUAAGAAUGCUCUGUGGCAAAAUGUUAGUAUUGGUGCAUAUCACAAAGAAACGGGUGACCUUGUUGGAAUCGUCAUCAACUUAUUGGGGGAAAACGAAUCUCAACUACCUUCACUUCCUUAUGUUAUUGAGAAACAGUCAAUAAGGAUCCGCCAAGACCACGAGAUGAUAUUAUAUUUUUAUGGGACGAGCUUGACAACGACGCCUGGCACCACAAAGUACAUGGAGCUUUUUUUAACAGCUGUGAGACCAGAUAACAAACGGAGGGGUAUAGCUACCGAACUCAUUAAAAGGACCGAAAAUAUUGCUCGACAACGCGGAAUGAAAAUAAUUACUGCUAUUUGCACGAGUGCUUUUACUUUGAGGGCCACGCAGAAUAUUGGAUUUGAAAUUAAGAAACAGAUAACGUAUGCCGAUUAUGUUGAUCCCGUGACUGGCAACAAAAUUUUGGAAAAUAUGGAAAAACCACAUGUUUUGUUGGCCAUGAUAUAUAAGAAUCUCAACUAGUCAUUUGGGUAUGGGGUAUAUUUCGUAAUUUUAAGGGUAUACUCUGAUAAUGAUUCAAUGUGAAUAUAUUUUUAAUACUAUUAAAGGUAUUAUAUAUACGGUAUCUUCAAUGUAGCAAACAAAUAACUUUUUUCGAUGCGUAAAAUUGCUGUUCACAUUGGUCAAAAAAAACGGCCAUUUCAAGAGACUCCUCAUAAAUUUACAAUAAUCACAUCAUACCAAAGAAAAAUCAAAUUUUGAAGUGUUGUUGUGAUUAAAUCAGUCUACAGUACACAUUGAUUAGUUGGUCUGAUUUGUGGAGUCUGGACCUAUGGAUCGUUUUCAUAUUUUUGGUAAUCUUGUUCUUGUUGGUCUUUUUCUUCGUAUCGUUUUGAAAAAUCGCUUUUCUCCUUGAUUACUG
Messenger RNA from Styela clava, 1037 nucleotides. The record is from RefSeq and is a predicted model, not a curated record. NCBI's taxonomy places the organism in Eukaryota, Metazoa, Chordata, Ascidiacea, Stolidobranchia, Styelidae.